Molecule: messenger RNA, 1224 nt
Organism: Cucurbita pepo subsp. pepo (vegetable marrow)
Lineage: Eukaryota; Viridiplantae; Streptophyta; Magnoliopsida; Cucurbitales; Cucurbitaceae
Product: endonuclease 4
Biological process (GO): DNA catabolic process
Molecular function (GO): nucleic acid binding; endonuclease activity
Source: RefSeq, a predicted model, not a curated record
UAUCCAUUUUCUUGAUGUACGCUCGUAACCUCUGAUUGGCUGAGAGGCAAGCGUCGAAGAACGAGUAUAAUUUUGCAGGCGAGCUUCAGAGCCGACGGUCAAGUAGGUGAAGCCGGAGCUGCAAUCACUGGGAAGAGUAGGGUUCCGAUUUCACUGUGUUGAUCGCGGAAAUGGGCCAAUCUGAGCUUUGCUUGAUCGCGAAAGCGUUCGCAUUCCUGCUACUUGUACCUGGAAUCCUCGGCUGGGGAAAAGAAGGUCACUACCUAAUUUGCAAGAUAGCGGAGGGAUAUUUCACUGAAGAUACUCUAUCCAUGGUCAAAGAAUUGCUUCCAGCUUCUGCUGAGGGAGAUCUUGCGGCUGUAUGCUCCUGGCCUGAUGAAAUUCGAUGGAAGGCUCAUUAUCGCUGGAGUAGCGCCUUACACUACGUCGACACGCCUGAUUUCUUUUGUAAUUAUAAUUACUCGAGAGACUGUCAUGAUACUCAUGGACAUAAGGGUAGAUGUGUGACUGCAGCAAUUUACAACUAUACUAGGCAACUUGAAUCAGCUUACAAAGAGAUGACUUCAGAAAUUAGAUAUAACUUAACAGAGGCUCUUAUGUUCUUGUCCCAUUUUAUCGGAGAUGUCCAUCAGCCCCUGCAUGUCGGUUUUGUUGGAGAUCUAGGAGGUAACUCAAUAACAGUCCGUUGGUACCGUAGAAAGACUAAUCUCCAUCAUGUAUGGGAUAACAUGAUCAUUGAGUCUGCCUUGAAGACAUUCUACCAUUCAAACCUUACACUAAUGAUUCAAGCCAUCCAAACCAACAUUUCGGGUGAAUGGUAUAAUGAUGUCUCAGCUUGGAGAAAUUGCGCACUGAACCAUACAGCCUGUCCUAACCCGUAUGCUUCUGAAAGUAUUAGCUUGGCAUGUAAAUAUGCAUACAAGAACGCCACUCCAGGAAGCACACUAGAAGACAGUUAUUUUCUCAGCCGGCUGCCAAUCGUUGAGAAAAGGUUAGCACAAAGUGGCAUAAGAUUAGCUUCUACCCUCAACCGUAUCUUUGCUUCUGAAGUAAAAGUGGCUGAAAUUUGAAGGAUCCAUUUCUAUAAGUCAUUAAAAUGGUUGAGAACAUGAAUUGAUUAGUGUUCCAUUCUUGUGUCUUUGUAUAUUAUACUAUUAACUAGGACAGUCGUCACUGUAAACGACAUGAUAUUGAGGAAUAAUAUGAUUGUUGAUUUACUGCUUU